UAUUCGGUUUUAUACACUUCCUGUUGUGAUGUCAACCCGAAUCAACCCUUAUUCAUUUUCUAGUUGGAAAUUACUAGAUAUAUACCCCAGGGACCACUUUUUCCAUGAUGUUUGUUUUAUCAAAACAGAAGAAAAACAUCUAUCCUAGUCCACAACAGGCACACUCGUACUCUGCGGGGCCGUUAAUUUCUCUUCCGAGAAUCAAUAUAUUACGAACCUUGUGACAUAUUGAAAGUACAUUCCUGCUUUGUCACAAACAGCCCGAGUUAAACUUCCUUGUCAAUAGAUAUUACUGGGGACUGGGCUUUUCCGAGAAACAGCUGUCACAGCAGUUGUGCUAUACCAGGGUAGGUCGCUUACGACAGGGGAAACAGUAGCACCAUUGGGAGUUUACUUUUGCAAUGGACGAGACCUCCCCUCUUCUCAAUGUUAACAGGGAUGACAGAUCGGAUAAUGGUGACAACAUAGCAUGGGCAGUAACUGACAGCAUUAGUUUAUUCUUCUCAUGUGCGAUCGUCGGCCUUCUCCUCUGUUUCCCCAUAGCCCUGAUCCGAGGAGAUCUAAUCAUGAUUCGACAUAUUGACCCAUCACCGAUUCGACCAAAUUGUUUCCCAAAUAUAUCCGAAUCGGACCUAAACAUAUUUCACACGAAAGUUGUGAAAGAAAAGGCACGUCUACUCUAUUUGAACAUCACUAUGCCUGAAGCUCAGAAAGACACACAUCCGUUGCAUGACAUAUAUCUCCCCAACUGGUGGAUGUGGGUGUCCUCAGAGGCGAGUGAAGUGUCAACCUUUCUAUCCUGGCAAGAAGACUAUGCAAUAUGGUCCUUUGGAAUCCUUGACUUUUACACCUCUCGAGUUGCCCAGUUCCCGUUGCAUGUACCCGAAGGCUGUAAUAUUUCCUUACAAAGUUCAGCAGUUAUGGAUAUGGUUGCCGAAACACUGAAUAACAUGACAGUUAAGGCAUUGUCGUAUUUGAAACAUGACUAUAAUGGUUCAAGAUGGUGUAACAGAUUUAAGAUGUACAGAGAGACUAAAAUGAUAAGAAAUUUUAGAUAUUUUGUUCAUGAUUUGGGUUCAGAUUGCUAUAAGCUCAACCACGAUGGUACAACAUACAAAGGCUCUAUCCAUCCAGAAACUACGUGGACUAAUACCUCCUUUGCAAUGAGUUACCUGGCACUAUUAUUUUCCCCUGUAUGGUUUGUGUAUCUUAUUCAUUACAUUUCAAAUAGGUCUCCUGUUCCUUGGCUUAGAUGGGGAGGGUUACCCAGUGACGGUUUGCUGGACGAAUCAUAUAUCUACCUGGGGUUGAAGAGUCCUACAACCUUUUCGUCCAUAUUCUAUGAUGCACUGCAAUCCAUGUGUGAGAAAUGUCGUUGUUUCCGGGUCUGCUUUACAUCACGCCCUGCACAUCUUCUUAAACCUUUUUUGCUUUUGGCUAUGUCUCCGAUCAUAAUAUACAUCAAAGUUAUCAUCUACAAAACUAAUCGUGAUCAUCAUUUUCUUCUUGACCGUCAAAUCAAGUACAACAUCCCUAUAGGAUUUUCUUCAAUGCUAUUCUCGUUAGAAGAGAAAUCUAACAACUUUUUAACAUUUACUUAUGGACCAUGUGUGUUUCUACUAAUAUAUCACAUUUUGGGUUUAAUAUUCAUUGUAAUAAAAACAAUGUUUGUUAUUGACUUUGACAAUAGACAUACAGGCAAAAUUCCCCUUUCUUCCUUACAUUUAUCCCAAAUGGAUUCCAUCAGAAGCCAGACAUCUAACAGGGCACUAAACGUUAUAGCUGAAAAUAGCACACAUCGUUGUCUAUGUCUGUCAUUUUUUAGACAGGUUUGGACAGAGGAUUGCGAGCAAGGCAAAUGUAUUGGUAUUUUGAAGUUCCCGUUUUCGUUUCUGUUUCAUGUGAUCCCAUUUCUAUUCACCAGUCAUUUGAUCAUGAAAGGAUAUAUGCAAGCCAUAUCGAAGAGCCUACCUAACCACACUGUUCUGUUGUGCUUUGUUUGUUUACUUCUAGCGACUUUAUAUUUCUGCCUCAUAUUCUGUUUCACGACAAUUUUUCUUGCCAGCUUAGAGUUUCUUAUUUUCAUAAUAACCUUCUGUUACAUUGCCCUUGUCACGUAUCCUGUUGAAUCUGCAGGGUAUUUUCUGUUUGCCAUUUCCUCUCUCUCUUUCAUAGCUCGCUGCCUCAGGGACGUUGCCCAAACAUAUCACAACCUUCUGUCUUUAACAAUACAAGCAUUGAAGGAAAUGAAUAUCGAGGAUAUGGUCCUUGAAAGGAACAGGGGCCAAGAUGUAGAUACGCCGCCACCUAUAUACCCAAUGUAUGUCAAUGGAGUUUAUGGCAUCACAAGGCAACUUUAUGAAGAAAUUGUACAUAAAUACGCUCCUAAACCCCAAAUGAUAGCUAAGGCCUUUUGUAAGAUGGUUUUUGGCACAUGUGCUCUUGGAUGGACAAUUUCGCUCAUUUUCAAAAUGCAUUCAGAUAUUCAGCCUUUGUUAAAUACAUUAAGUGCAGUGGUGAUUGUCAGCAUUCCCGAUUUACUAUCGAUCCUCAUACGGGAUUCCACUGUGCAAAACCGUGACUUUAUUUAUAAAAGCCAGCUUAAACAAACUAUCAGAAAUUUCAGGGAAUGAUACCAAAUGAUACCAAAUUACCGAUUCUGUGUAAAUAUGUGUUAGACUUGCCAUGGCGUACGUGACACUUUCAUAACUCGUCCCUGUUGCAUAGCAUCACGUGAAAUGAAACAUACAAUGAAAGCUACCCCACUAAUUCUCUCAGAUGAAAGAGGCACCAACAUUCAAGGACACUGUAUGCCUCACAAAGCUGUUUUGUUGUGGUAACUACAAUAUUCAAGGGAUGUCUGGCAACACAUUUCGUGCAGAAAACAUGAUAGAUAUAUACAAAGAGAAUGUAUUUCAAGUUUCGAGGACAACAGAGAACUUGCUAUUUGGAGCGUUUCUGUAUACGACUGUAACCUCAUAUAUUUUGCCUCACUAUGAGCGAUAUGACUUAAUAAUAUUGGCGUGCGGUGUACAACGAAAUCUUUGCAAGGCCUACAUAUUUUUCCCUACGGGUGCCAACCUCAUGUUAGCUUACGAAGUUGCUGUGCUACAUGCUUUCAUUGCAAGUCAUAAGUUCGAGUGAAGUAUUACGGUGUAAAGAAACUGCUCGAGCAUAUAGAGCGCCAUAUUUUGUUAAAAAGCUGUUGUCGGUGAUUUCGUAAAUUCUGAUCAACAACCCACUCAAAACACUGGACGCUUCACUCAAUAUUCUUGCUAACACAAAAGAGUUCGCGUUUUUUAAUCAUGUUAGAAUGCAGAUUAACAUACUAUGUUUUCAAUGUAGAGCUAGGUUACCUGUAUAUUUAACCGCGCUAAAUUUAACAUUUGAAACCUCACGAUUUGUUUACCUCUUAAUUCAUUCACUAGUGUUUGAAAAAUAUAGCGGCACCUUUGAUGAUUUAUAUGUAAGGUUCGAUUCACAUCUACAAAUGUAUAUCUCUUAAAAGAUGCCACUAUAACACUCCCAUACAGGUCAUUUCUCGUUUGACAGUAAUUACAAAAGCUUACAGGAGACAUCUGUGAAAAAGACAUGUUAACACAUUUUGCGGAAUCAGGGUAAAAGUAUUUGAUAACAACGUAACAUAUGUGAAGGGGUUUGAAUCACGAUCAUUUUUGUGUACAGAUGUUCUGUAGCCUAUUCCAAUGGACACGGACACAUUCAUCCAUUACAAGAUGAACGUACACUACUUGACAUGUGACUUGUGUUACCAAUGUUUGAUACAUUCUAAAAGAAUUGAUAUUUAUUGAUAAAACAUUUGUAUUUGCACAUUGAACAAUGCUAUCUGAAUUUAUAAUGUAACUGUAGACGUUUGUAUCGUACUAGAGAUCUAAAAAUAAUGUGGAUAUAUGCUUUGUUUCUCAUACCUCUUUCGAUGCUUAGAAAUAUGUUCACAAUAUUGUUCACUAUGUAAAUAUUGUUUACCUAUCAUUUGUGAUAUUCUGUUUACUAUUUCCUUGUGAAAAUUGUAAUAUGUUACACAUGUAAUCUUCACCAUAAACACUUAAACCAAUCUUCAUAUCUAUGGUAUGACUAUAAAAUGCCAGUUUACCUAUUUACAAUAUGACUGGAUGGGUGUGUCAGUUUGGCAUAUGUAAAUAUGAAUUUACUUGAAAAGAUUCACACAAAAUAUCUUAAGCUGGCCUGUGACAUUAGAAAUUCAACUCCCCAUUUCGUGGUAUAUGUAGAAGAGGUAGAGCAUCUUCAUCAAUUUCUGUCAUAAACUUUCUGGACCGGGUAGAGUAAUUAUGUUAUCGAAAAUGAUCUAUAACUUUGCAUAUCUUAAACACGUAACAACUAGUCAUAAUUCAGCCUGGAUCCAGAAUGUUGAACGCAUGCUUGAUAACUGUGGUUUAUCGUAUGUAUUUAACAAUCCACAGAGUGUCUCAAUAAAAUUAGUUAAUAACCCAGGUAGAAAAUACGAUAAAAGAUCAAUUCUACCAAAACAGGACAUCAGAUGUUGGGAAGAGUUCAAAAUAAUAAGGAAGAUCUUAAAAUAUAUCCCGUAAUUAAAAACAAAAUCUCCCUUUAUACAAACCCAAUUUAUUCUGAUAUUUUGACUUUCUAACCAUCAUCUACAUGCGGAAGGAAGCCGUCGGCUUGGUAUAGACAGAGAGCGAAGGUCAAAUAAACUGUGCACAUCGCCAUCUUUCGCAAAGGGAUGUCAUUAUGAGAUUUUUAGCCGUGGAGCCUUGAAGGAAUAAAGGAGCUCUCUUACAUCUGGGCAUCGUUCCACAAAGCCCUGUUAGCACUACGACUAUCGUAAGCCAGUGUUAAAGUAUGGGAGUUACGAUCACCUCAGCGCUGAGAUGGCUUUGUGUAACCGGGCCCUGAUAAAUAAACAAAACACACCACCAAAUACAUAUACAUGUAUGAAUCUCAAUGAUGAACUAUCUAUUUUUCAAGUUGAUUGUACAACUUACAAGUGUGUCAACGCUGAAGCAUGUGUUUAUGAAUACGUUUAAGUAUAUUCUAUGUUUUCAUUUUUAGGUAUAUGUGUAUAUGACUGAAUGUAAAUUGUGGAUGUAUACGUAAUUAAUCUCUUAUGAUAUUUAUCUUCACAUGAUCAUGUUAUUGGACGGUACAUCACGUGGCAUCUUUGCCUUCUUGUAUUAUGUUAUUAUUGUUGAAUAUUGUACAUUUUUCUUGUUCCACCGUGAGUUAAACAUGCUUUUUCUGAA
Haliotis rufescens (red abalone) is the source of this 5240-nucleotide messenger RNA. RefSeq lists its product as uncharacterized. Lineage: Eukaryota; Metazoa; Mollusca; Gastropoda; Lepetellida; Haliotidae. The record is from RefSeq and is a predicted model, not a curated record. The transcript has 3 exons. Bases 402 to 2633 code for a protein of 743 amino acids.